AUGGACUCGCACAAGGGGGCAGCAGCGGGAGGCGGGGGCGAGGUGAGGCGGAUCAACGUGGUCUACUUCCUGAGCCGCGGCGGCCGGACGGACCACCCGCACCUCUUCCGCGUCAACCACCUCAACCGCGCCGGCGGCGUCCGCCUCCACGAUGUCAAGAGGUGGCUCUCCGAGCUGCGCGGCAAGGACAUGCCGGACAAUUACUCCUGGUCCUACAAAAGGAAGUACAAGGCCGGGUACGUGUGGCAGGACCUGAAGGACGACGACCUCAUCACGCCCGUCUCCGACAACGAGUACGUGCUCAAGGGCUGCGACGUCCGGGGAACACCUCCUCCCUGCGUCCAAGCGCCAAGAAGGACUUCUUCCUUAGGCGAGAAGAAACGCAAGGAGGAAGAGGAAGACGUGACGCCGUGCAACGACGAUCAGAACGGCCCCGUGGAGGUGGUACUGACGACACCUGACUCCAACGAGAGCUCCCCGAAGCCGCCGCCGCCUGCGGACCAGGACUCGCCCGGAGGCUGCGAGUCGGCGCGCCGCAGCACGGCCCCGUUCAAGGUCGAGAAGCCGCAGGACCUCGACGAGCAAAAGCAUCAGGAGCAAGUGGUGAUCAAGAUCGAGGUGUCACGGUCACAGAACCACCAGCGGCAAAAACACGAGGACAAGGAGGAGGAGGACGAAGGAGAAGCGGCAGCCGAGAAGACCGACACCAAGGCUGCGGCGGUAGAGGAGCAGCCGCAGGGAGAGGGAGCGGCGGGGGGCGUCAGGGGCCACGCGCACGCGGUGGGGAAGCAGGCGCGGAGGAUGCGCGUGGCGCGGGCGCUCCACAACAUGCUGACGUGCGCGCGCGCCGACGCCGACGACGCCGCGCUCCGCCCCCUGGCGGCGCGGCGGCAGGACGGCGGCGGCGGCGACUCGCCCACGCUGACGUGCCCCGGCAUGGAAGGCUGCGGCCUACGCGUGAGCCGGAACCGGAAGGCGGCGAGGCCGCCGAAGGGCGGCAAGGAGAAGCAGCAGCGCAAGCGAGACGGCGAGAAGAAGCACGACUCAAACAAGCCGGCCACCCUGCCGCGUUGCUCGCAGUGCGGGAAGGAGUUCAAGCCGCAGGAGCUGCACUCGCACAUGCAGUCGUGCCGGGGCUUCAAGGAGCGGAUGAGGAGCAGCACCAGCGCCCGGCCCAGCACCGACAGGAGGCGCAACUGGCCGACCGCCGGUCACUACUCCUCGGAGUCGGAGCGGCCGUCCUCAGCCUCCGCCGUCUUCCUGCUCACGGAAUCCUGA
Miscanthus lutarioriparius is the source of this 1278-nucleotide messenger RNA. The record is from the annotation of a GenBank genome assembly. Lineage: Eukaryota; Viridiplantae; Streptophyta; Magnoliopsida; Poales; Poaceae.